Messenger RNA from Alnus glutinosa, 1218 nucleotides. RefSeq lists its product as uncharacterized. Lineage: Eukaryota; Viridiplantae; Streptophyta; Magnoliopsida; Fagales; Betulaceae. The transcript has a single exon. The record is from RefSeq and is a predicted model, not a curated record. Bases 107 to 1099 code for a protein of 330 amino acids.
UCACCUAUUCUCUUCAUCAAGUCAAAGAGCAAUUGGACAACAACAUAUUCUGUAAACUUUGCUAUCAAAAGGUGAAGACAGAGUAUGCAGCUUAUUAUUGUCAGGAAUGCGGUUACAUGGCCCACUUGACUGUGCAUUUGAAGAUGAAGCAAGUGCAAAUCUUAGCUUGCUGCCUAAGGAAUCUGUUGAUUUAGCAAUUGGGGUUAUGGAGGUUGAAGGAGCUGGGCAUAUACAUCAACUUGAUUUAAUUUUUAGCAACGAGGAGUUUACGGAUGAUAAGCUUUGUGAUGGUUGUAUGGGAUUAAUCUCCACCCCGUUUUACAAUUGUACCCAAUGUUGCUUCUUUCUUCAUUGUAGGUGUGCUCAACUACCAAAGAAGAAGCGACACCAACUUCACCAACACCAGCUCACUCUCGUCUCGCAGGUACCUUACAUUGGUGGAUUGUUCUCUUGUGAUGCUUGUGGUCGUCUCAAUUGUGGCUUCACCUAUAGAUGUGACACAUGUACUUUCGACCUUGACCUUCGAUGUUGUUCAAUUUCAGAAACCCUGCAACAUGAAGGUCACCAACAUUCCCUCUUCCUUUCUGUUAAUUCUGCUGUUAAUUCUAGUAGAAGAUGUCAUGUUUGUAAUUGCACUUAUCACAAGAAACCUGGCAUAUUUGUAUGCAUUAGUUGUGAUUUCUCCUUGGGUUUGGAAUAUGCAACUCUUCCGCUCGUAGCUAGGCAUAGAUAUGACGAUCAUCUCCUCAAGCUCACGUACAUUGUUGAAGAUCGUUGUGAAGAAUACUAUUGUUUAAUUUGUGAAGAAGAAAGAGAUCCAAAACAUUGGUUCUAUUAUUGUGCAGAAUGCGACUUCCCUGUUCAUCCUCAAUGCGUUUUAGGAAAAUAUUCAUAUGUUAAAUUUGGAAGAACUUUUACAUCCAAUUAUGUUCAUCAGCAUCCUCUCACUUUUGUUCCGAAGACUGAGUCAUCUCCUCUAUGUGAUGCUUGUGGUAAGACUUUCGAUGGCAUGGCCGUAGAAUGUACUCAAUGCAAAUUUAGUGUCCAUUUUGACAAUCGGUGUGCCAAAAAAAUAAUGAAGAAAGCCCCAUCAAAGUGAUGGUUGGAGAAAGCCAUAGCAACAUAGCCUUAUACUCAACCAAGGCACGAAGAUUUCAAAGUUUACUAGCUAUCAUGGAACUUUAUUUAUGUCCAGAGAUGUUUGAUUAUAUCUUUAAU